This is a messenger RNA of Pungitius pungitius (ninespine stickleback), 4196 nucleotides long. Its product is annotated as NXPE family member 3-like. The record is from RefSeq and is a predicted model, not a curated record. The transcript is spliced from 7 exons. Lineage: Eukaryota; Metazoa; Chordata; Actinopteri; Perciformes; Gasterosteidae. The coding region runs from base 234 to 1895 and encodes 553 amino acids.
UGGCUCUCACAAGAACAGACGAGCCUGCUCCGAUGCAUGCCCGUUAAAAUGGGCGGGGCGAGUCACAUCCGUUAUUUUGACCGGUCUCGGCCAGAUAAUCUUUAGAAUUGGAACAGUAUCCUGGCUGUGACUGAUGAUUCACGAGUUCAAAAGUCCACACAAGAACGCAUAUUGAGAAAGGACCCAAGACAGGCACGAGUAAAUGCUUUGCUAAAAGGUGAAGACUUGCCACCAUGAGGACCAUAUUUUUUAGAACACUGAAAUUCGGCAUCAUGUUCCUCUAUGUGAUGGUCUUUGCCUUGAUCUUGUUUCGACUUCCAAUGGACAUUCUGCAACUUGAAGUCUACCGCUCAAUCAUCAUGCCGAGAGUCUCCCCUCAUCAUAUCGUUAAUCACAGAUUCUGCACCUUCCAGCCACGGUCCCCCCAGGACGCCUUGGACGAACGCCACAUCCUAGACUCCAUUGCUUGGCCUGAAACUCCACUUUUACCAUCUCCUGUUUCCUUCGAGCAGACCACUGAUCCAGCCCACAGCACCUUCACCAUCCUCCCAGGGAGGAAAGGGGGGCAGUGGCAUGUAGGGGACGAGCUGGAGGUUAUGAUACAAACCUUUGACUUCCAAGGUCGUCCCAAGAAGUCUGGGGGGGACUUCCUGACCGCCCGUCUGCACAACCGGAAGCUUGAAGCAGGUGUGGCUGGUCAAGUUGUGGAUCAUCUGAAUGGGAGCUACUCUGCUGUAUUCUCUUUGCUCUGGGAAGGAGACGCAGACGUUGAGGUGACUUUGGUUCAUCCUGGUGAAGCUGUCACAAUACUGAACAGGCUAAACAGAGAACAGCCUGACAGGAGUUACUACAAGAGCCUCUACCGCUCAGGCUCUCUCUCUGAAACCACCAUCUGUAACGUCUGCCUGCGGCCAACCCAACAGCCUGUGUGUAACCACACUGACCUCCGUACCGGCGAGCCUUGGUUCUGCUACAAGCCAAAGAACCUGAGCUGUGAUACCAGGAUCAACCACUUCAAGUUAGCAUUCGAGCAUAACCUAACAGCCAAGGAGGAGAAGCUCUUUAAGAGUGGUGUUAACCUGAAAGUCUCCAUUCAGGCUACAGGACCUUCUAACCUUGCUGUGUUGCCAGAAGAUGGUCAGCUGAAGGUGAAGAGCAGCUCUGUGACAUCUCUACCAUCUGGUUAUUACUACCAGGGUGUGUGGCGAGCACUGGGAGGCCCCACAGUAUCUCAAUUUAACACAUCUGCCAUCACGCAGUGUCUGAAAGGCAAAGCAGUUCACAUGUAUGGAGACUCCACAGUGAGGCAGUGGUUUGAAUUUCUCAACGCAGCUCUACCAGGUCUUAAGGAAUUUGACUUACACACCCAGAGACACGUUGGACCUUUUAUGUCCUUGGACAAUGAAAACAACAUCUUGGUGAGGUACCGCUGCCACGGUCCACCUAUUUAUUGGCCCCCUACCCCAACCAGAGAGCUUCGUUACAUUGCUAAUGAGCUAGAUGACUUGAACGCAGGCCCCAACACUGUGGUAGUCCUCAGCAUCUGGGCUCACUUUACCACUUGCCCAAUGGAUUUCUACAUCAGGAGGCUACAGAGCAUCCGUAGGGCGGUGGUGCAGCUGCUGGACACAAAUCCCGGCACACUGGUCAUCAUCCGGACUGCAAACUCCAGAGCUUUGACCCUUCAACUUUCCCUAAUCAACAGCGACUGGCUUUCACUGCAGUUUGAUAAGGUGCUCAAAGCCAUGUUCAAAGGACUGAAAGUUCAUCUGAUCGAUGCCUGGGAAAUGACCCUGGCCCACCACCUGCCGCAUGACCUUCACCCACCACCUCCCAUUAUUAAGAAUAUGGUAAACUCUCUGUUGUCCUAUGUAUGUCCUCAAAAGCACGGUUAGAUGUUUGUGUUUUGGGGGUGCAGACUGUGUAUUUGAGCACAUUAUAUAGUUAUCUCAGAAUUUCCAGUGUUUAUUUUUAUUCCUUAUCAAUAAAUGCUCAGACCACAUCACAAAUCGCCCUAAAAGGCCUUUACAAUCUCCACACAUACAACAUUGAUUGUCCCGCGACCCUCGCUUAGGAACAAUCGGUUGCAUGUUAUGAUGAUCUAGAAAAGAUUCAGGCAGGCAUCAUCUUCUACAAAUGGUAUUAAUUGAAUGAAAUAUGUUGGGGGAGGUUAGCUAGGACAAAUAGCAUCACAUGUCAUGUCGGUUGCUGUCUGGAAAUGUUAGUAACAAGCUUCUUCCUCACUUACUCCACUGAACCGUGGACGCCCACAUGACUCCAGCCGGUCCUCUGGUCAGCCCUUCUCAUCUGGACAGGAGUGAGCGAUUCACUUUUGUCGUCAUGGUCACCCUGGAUGUAGUGCAGGAAUAGAAAGUAGUUAAACUCUGCACUCCCUCUUGUACAGAACAUUUGAGCAUUGCUUUUUAGUGGUCAAAGUGCAGGCCUGGACACAAUAUCCGGCUCUUCCUCAUUUGUUGCUCCCUGUGUGGAUGUUGAAGCAUUUCUUGUAGUCGUUUUCGGGAUUUCCGAUCCCUCUGACUUGGUUGAUGAGAAGAAUCCGACACGUCAAAAAAGUUAACAUUUAUUUAUUUAUUUAGAAGAGGAAAAGAAUACAUGCAAUUCCCGCAGAUAUACCUGAAGACCCUAAGCACGCACAGUUUGUCAGCUGUCAGACUGUGACCUCUUUUAUAUUAUCCCCACACCUUAAGAACUGGUCUAAACUGGCUCGUUUUAGGCGGUCAUCACACAAGUUUUUUGUACUUCUCCAUUCUUCCUUAUUAGGUGCAAUGUAAAGGUGACUUAUCCAUUCGGCCUUAGUAGGUGUGCUAUAACGGUUACUUGCCCAUUCUGCCUUUUUAGGUGCGAUAUGAUGCAAACGGUAGCGUUAGUGGUUUGUCACGCUGUCGCCUCUGCCCUGACAUCCUCACACUUAUCACACUUCUCCAUUCCCCAGUCCGCAUGUUUACCAGAUAUGGUCAUACGAAGCUCAGCAUUUUUUCCUACGUUGCCACAAUUUUGUUUUUCUAAAAAAAUAAUAUAAAAGACACACAAACAGGAACAUACAUCUCACAUCCUCCAGACUAAGAAAUGCCAGUAAAUUUAUGUUAUCAUUUUCACUUUUCUGUCUGGGACAUUUAGCUAAACCUGCAUGUAGAAAAACAUCAGUUAUUUAGUUAGUGAUAUUUUAAGGAAAAGGUGCAUAUGCGGUAAGUUUACACAAUAACAUAUAUUACAUCACAUCACAUGUUCUCCAAAAUAACCACAUGGAAACAUAUGUCUCAGCACCUGAAACUAAGCUGACUUUAGUUUACUGUACAAGAACAUUUACUUCAUCACUUUCAUCCAGGCUUGGAAAUAUUAAUGCCCAGGUGCAUUUGAACGAAUAUCUGAGGAUCAAUGAAUCGGACAAUGUUUGUCUUUUUUUUGCAAGGCACCAUUGGGUUUUCCCAGUUUUUGAGACAAAUUUGGAAAUAUUGAUGCAUUUAAGCAAAAAUGAAGAGAACAUUUCAUUCCUGUUGCAACAUGCGUUGACCCAUUACACAUUGGUCCUUCAGUCGUUCUCCAUGAUUUGCUGGCUAAAAUUGAACAUUCCAUUUCUAAAUAUUUAACAUUUAACAUUCGGUGCAGUUUUUGUACUUGAUGAGCGCUUAUGGAUGUAAGGAACACUUUUGGCAUGACAUGAAAAGAUUUCCUACCUGCAAAGGUAAGGAUCCACCAUCUGACUCUUGUAAUUGUCAAAUAUGUAAACAUAGUGUAAUGCUAAAAGAGUGAUACAUGUCUGAAUUGAAGUAAUGUGCAAAAAGCAGGGUGAUUAAAAAGUUUCCAUUUGCAGCUGUGUAUGAAGAAAAGAGGGCAGUCAAACAUACUUUCACACAAAUGCUCGGACAAAGGAACACCAUCUUAACCGUGGUUCUUAUCUCAACUUUCUCAAAGUUUGCAAUUUUUCAUACCUGCCACUAAGGAUGGCCUUCAUGUGUUUGUAUAAAAGCUCAGUGUUUUUAACUGCUCGGAGAGGCCAUCUCCACAGAGCACUGUAAUACGUGCUUGUGUAUUUGACCUCCUGCUUGCAAGCAAUAAAUGGACUUUUACAACUUUGAUCAUUCAUCAAGACCCUGUUUUUCCUAUUAGACAAACUUUGAAACAAAUCAUUCUCUUCUCCCGGACUAGUUUUAUUGAAAUAUUCCACAACACUCUGC